AUGGGUCAAUGGAGUUUGCUGGCUAUACUGCUCCUUACUGGCUACUUCUAUGUGAUUUGCAGCGCCAAGUCGUUAGAGCAGAGUGACUACCAGGCUGAUCUUUUUACGGGAUUUAAAAGUAAACAGCCACAUAAACGCUAUCAAAGCAACGAGGCAAGUGAAUAUAAUACAAUUGAGGGUAAAGGUGAUAAUGCGGACGUAUUUGAUGAGAUGCAAGCUGAUGUCUAUGAAAAUUUAGUACGUUUAGUAAAAGAAAUGCAAAAGGAACGUGAACGCGUAUCGAUACGUUACAAACCGAAUUUAGGAAAGCGCACACAAAUGUACAAGUAA
This is a messenger RNA of Rhagoletis zephyria (snowberry fruit fly), 330 nucleotides long. RefSeq lists its product as uncharacterized. Lineage: Eukaryota; Metazoa; Arthropoda; Insecta; Diptera; Tephritidae. The record is from RefSeq and is a predicted model, not a curated record.